AUGUGCAAGCAAAGCGGAAUUCUUUUGACGUCGUCCAUUAUAUGCGUACAGAUAAAAAUAUAUGUUGAGACGUCGAAUUUGUUUACCUCUAGAAGUAAAAGAACCACAAUACAUGUUUAUGCUUUAUGUAAUUCCACCGAAUUCGAAGCCGCCUUAGCGCUGUCUUUAUUGGGAUACAUAUUUUUGUACUUUAUUAGUAAAAAUGACUUGUACAUCGCAUAUACAUCGUGUACGAACUUUAUACAAAACAUUGCUAAGAUUACAUAGAGGUUUGCCAGAAGGACUUCAAGUACUAGGAAAUCAAUAUGUACGAGAUGAAUUUCGUAGGCAUAAAACAUGUACUACUCACGAAGCAUCUCUAUUCAUGAAUGAAUGGACGGAUUAUGCUAUUAGUUUAGCUAAUCAGCUGGGUGUGAGGGGAAAACCCAAUCCUGUCGAGUACUUGGGAAGUAAUCUUGAAGUAAAUAAACUAGGUGACUUUCGAGAUGAACAAGUUGCACAAUUGUACGAAUUAUUACUAGCAUCCAAAGGAAUAAACGAAGAAAAUCGAUAGCAUUACAUAGAUUAUAAAUAGUUCAAACGCUAUAAAAUAAAUCAAUUUAUUCAUGUUGUAAGAA
This is a messenger RNA of Armigeres subalbatus, 617 nucleotides long. It is a transcript of the gene Sdhaf3, whose product is annotated as succinate dehydrogenase assembly factor 3, mitochondrial. The record is from RefSeq and is a predicted model, not a curated record. Gene Ontology annotation, cellular component: mitochondrion; mitochondrial intermembrane space. Gene Ontology annotation, biological process: succinate metabolic process; mitochondrial respiratory chain complex II assembly. NCBI's taxonomy places the organism in Eukaryota, Metazoa, Arthropoda, Insecta, Diptera, Culicidae. The coding region runs from base 203 to 553 and encodes 116 amino acids. The transcript is spliced from 3 exons.